Messenger RNA from Lampris incognitus (smalleye Pacific opah), 1821 nucleotides. Its product is annotated as vesicular glutamate transporter 1-like. Gene Ontology annotation, cellular component: excitatory synapse; synaptic vesicle membrane. Lineage: Eukaryota; Metazoa; Chordata; Actinopteri; Lampriformes; Lampridae. Gene Ontology annotation, biological process: neurotransmitter loading into synaptic vesicle; regulation of synapse structure or activity; synaptic transmission, glutamatergic. The transcript has 14 exons. The record is from RefSeq and is a predicted model, not a curated record. Gene Ontology annotation, molecular function: neurotransmitter transmembrane transporter activity; L-glutamate transmembrane transporter activity. Bases 1 to 1821 code for a protein of 606 amino acids.
AUGAACCUGGAGGCUUUGGAGUCCCCUGGGGGUCUGGGGCCUCGGUCUGAUGUCACGGUUUCCUUUGACGCGGGGCCCCCAUCUCGACUCUCCACUCCAGCAGGGGCCACAGUGCAUUCUCUGCUUCUAGCGUUAGAGAAGAAGCAGGAGAAUGGGGAGACGAUCGAACUGUCGGCGGAGGGGCGGCCGGAGCUGGUGGAGGAGAAGGAGCUGCCCGUGGUGGACUGCACCUGCUUUGGCCUGCCCAGACGCUACAUCAUCGCCAUCCUCUCCGGCCUGGGCUUCUGCAUCUCCUUCGGUAUCCGCUGUAACCUUGGCGUGGCCAUCGUCAGCAUGGUCAACAGCCACACCAUCUACAGAGACAACAAGGAGGUCAUAGUGAAAGCUCAGUUUGACUGGGAUCCAGAGACGGUAGGGAUGAUCCACGGCUCCUUCUUCUGGGGUUACAUCGUCACCCAAAUACCGGGAGGCUUCAUCUGUCAAAAAUUUGCCGCUAACAGGGUGUUCGGCUUCGCCAUAGUGGCCACGUCCUGCCUCAACAUGCUGAUCCCCUCGGCAGCGCGGCUUCACUUCGGCUGCGUCAUUCUCGUCAGGAUAUGCCAGGGCCUCGUGGAGGGCGUCUCGUAUCCUGCCUGUCAUGGUAUCUGGGCAAAAUGGGCGCCCCCUCUUGAAAGAAGUCGCCUGGCCACAACAGCCUUCUGUGGCUCUUAUGCAGGGGCUGUGAUUGCCAUGCCGCUAGCAGGAAUCCUGGUGCAGUACUCUGGGUGGUCAUCAGUCUUCUAUGUAUAUGGCAGCUUCGGGAUCAUGUGGUACUGUUUUUGGAUCUUAGUGUCUUACGAGAGUCCGGCCGCGCAUCCCACCAUCACGGAGGAUGAGAGAACAUACAUCGAGGAGAGCAUCGGUGAAUCUGCCCAGAACGCCACCCCAGUAACGAAAUUCAACACUCCAUGGAGAGCCUUCUUCACCUCCAUGCCGGUGUACGCCAUCAUUGUGGCAAACUUCUGCAGGAGCUGGACCUUCUACCUGCUCCUCAUCAGCCAGCCUGCUUACUUUGAGGAAGUGUUUGGAUUUGAGAUCAGCAAGGUUGGCAUUGUCUCUGCCCUUCCUCACCUGGUCAUGACCAUCAUAGUGCCCAUUGGAGGCCAGCUGGCCGACUACCUGCGCUCCAAUCAGAUCAUGAGCACCACCAACGUCCGAAAGCUCAUGAACUGUGGAGGCUUUGGGAUGGAGGCAACCCUGCUGCUGGUGGUUGGUUUCUCCCACACUAAAGGUGUAGCCAUCACCUUCCUGGUUCUGGCGGUGGGUUUCUCUGGUUUUGCCAUCUCAGGUUUCAACGUCAACCACCUGGAUAUCGCACCUCGCUACGCUAGCAUCCUGAUGGGCAUCUCCAAUGGUGUGGGCACCCUGUCCGGCAUGGUGUGUCCACUGAUAGUCGGAGCCAUGACGAAGCACAAGACGCGGGAGGAGUGGCAGGGUGUGUUUCUCAUCGCUUCCCUCGUUCAUUACGGAGGGGUUAUUUUCUAUGGAGCCUUUGCAUCCGGAGAGAAGCAGGCCUGGGCCGAACCGGAGCAACUCAGCGAGGAGAAGUGCGGCAUUAUGGGAGAGGACGAGCUCGCCAACGAGACCGAGGAGCUGUACCACUCGAACCCCGGAGGAGGCUACGGAGCCAUGUACCAAGGAGCCGAUCCCAACGGUGGAGGACCUGCGGGAGGCGGAGGGGGAGGUUGGGUCUCGGACUGGGACAAAACGGAGGAGUAUGUACAACCGGCUGGCACCAAUAACUACCUCUACGGAGGAGAGGAGGAGCGGGAGUUGAGAUAG